CUACUUGUUUUCUGAGAGGAGAUUAGUUCUCUCCUAAUAAGCUUUUUUCUUUUUCUUUCUCUUUAUGAUUCCUUCUGAGUAAAAAACAAACUCAUACUCUCAGUCCUACAUGGUUUCCGGUGCUGCUGGCUUGAAAGUCAAUACAGGAAGAGCAGGGAGAGAGAGCACGUUUUGUGUUCUUACAAAACAGUUUGCAGAGAACACUGAAGUCAACCACAUCCUUAAGAAGCAAAGAACAUGGCUGAUGGACAGGAAUGUGUGACAGUCCUUGAGAGUGAAAUCUGGGUAGAGGAAGGUGACCAAGGCGAGACUGAAAGGUUGACAGCACAAUGGAGCGUGGAGGAUGAGGAGGAAGCAGCUAGAGAGCGACGGCGAAGGGAACGGGAGAGGCAACUGAGGUCUCAGGCAGAAGAAGGCCUUAGCAACACCAGCACUUCAGAAAAUGGAGUGGCAGUACAAGAAAGCCGGAUCGAUUGUAAGCCUUCUGGGACGUCAGAACUGGAAGAAGAUGAGGGCUUUAGCGACUGGUCCCAAAAACUUGAGCAGCGCAGGCAGAAAUGGGCAGAGAUGGGAGAGGGAAUGCCAGAAGGAGAACGAACAUCUCAUGGUGAAUGGAAAGAAGCCCAACAGGUGGCACCUGCACACCAGGAAGGAAGGUCACCCAGGCAUUCCUAUGAGGAAGAAGACAGCAAUCUGAGGGAAGCAGGAGACAAACUGGAGCAGGUCCAUCUGGAUCAGGACUCUCCAGUCUUUGUCCGAUUUGCGCCCAAGCCUUCGAACUUCCUCAAGUUUGUUUCAACUUCUGUCUCGCAAGAUCAGUCUGAAGCAGAGCUGGAGGAGCAGCAGAACGUUUGUGGAACAGUGGAUGUUGGCGAGGUGAAUGAGGAUGUUGGCGAGGUGAAUGAAGAUGUUGCUGAGGAGAUCCAUGAUAUUCCAGAAGAGAAUAAGUAUGGUGAAGAGCAAGAAAAGUUGGAGGAAAAGAAAAGAAGAUGGGAUGAGGAAGAUGAGGCACCAGAAAAACGACAAAGAGCUCCAAGCACUUCCAGCAAUGAGGAAGAGUAUCAGCCUCCUUUAAGCCCUACAACAAAGAUCACUGACAGAACUGAAUCUCUGAACCGCUCUGUACAAAAAAGCAACAGUGUGAAGAAGACACACUCACCUCUCCCUGUUUCAAAGAUAGAUGACAAGCUUGAGCAGUACACUCAUGCCAUUGAGUCUUCCAGCAAAACUCCCAAACCAGUGCGCCAGCUUUCUAUUGACAUUCCCUCCAACAGCGCAGCUGUGGCCAGUACAAAAACUCUGUGGGAGACAGGUGAAGUGGCUCUGUCCCCUCUGAAGACAUCUUGUAAGGACAUUGUGCCUGGAGACAUUGUGAAUAAGAGAAGCAUUUGGGAACAGAAGGAGAGCCGAAGGGCAGAUGCAACUCCUAAGGUGAAGCUUCCUGGCAAGAAGUUCAAGUAUGUGGCAAUUGGACAUGGCCAAUACAGAAAGGUAUUGAUAGAAGAUGAUGAAGAAAAAGAGAAGUAGCCUGCUUAGGUACCCAACACCUACAGUUUGGGUUUGAUUCGCAUUUGGAUACAGAAGGCAAUACGUCUGUGUAAUGCUGAUGUUUGCUCUGCUAAGAAGGAAUUCUAUUCCAAGGAUGUCUUCUCUUCCGAGCUCAAAUCGACAACCUGCUUUAAAACCAGCUACUGUUUUUAUUUUUCGCACCUCAAAUGGGUACAUGUCUCCAAGCUGACUUCAUCGGGACUUGGACACAGCAUCAGCUCAACAAACAGCAAUAAUUUUUUUUUGAUUGGCUUUUUGUUCUGUUUUGGGUAAUUGUGUGCUGUUAAUGUGACUUUCUGAUUCUCUGCAUUUAGUUCUAGGCUUGGCUAGAAGAAAUGGGCAAGCCUUUUUCUUUACUAUAUCAUUAACUAAGGGGGAACAAGCCAGUAUUAGUAAAUUCCUUUUCAGUGUUGAGAAAGACAAGGAGACAAAUGUGAAAAUAAAAGUUAAACCAAGGGAUUUUUUUGGGGGAAACCCUAAUAGCCAUAUAGCUCAGGGAUGUGGAACAUUUUGUCUUUUCAGAUGGUUUGGACCAAAUCCCAGAGGCCAAAGUCAGCAUGGUCAAUGGUAAUGAGUUAUGGGAGCUGUCGUCUGAAACAUCUGGAGGGCCAAAGGUUCCCCCAUACCUGCUGUAGCUGAUUUUCACCCUCCUUCUGCCAUGUGAGCCUUCAAAAUGAUGAUGCAUUUUGAUGAUGGGGUGAUGCUUCAUCUUAUGCUUCUGAAGUUCCCCCUAAUUAAGGGGGAAGAUGAUAGAGAACUAAAAAUAGUUUUUUCUCCCUGUAUAAUAUAAAAUUCAUUCCUAGUUUUCUCAUCUGAAUAAAGGCAGUAAUUCAAUAAGUUAUGGUAAGAGUUCUGCCUUAAAACUGAUGCUUUCAUGAAGAUGGACUGGCAGUGGUUCCUAACCUUGGGUCCCUGGAUUUUCUUAGCCUGCAACUUCCUGAAGCCCUUGCCAGCAAGCUAUUGGUGAAAGCUUCUGAGAGUUGCAAUCUGAGAAUGUCUGGGGACCCAGGAUCUGGAACCACUGGACUAUAUGAUGGAUCUUCUCUCAUGCUCAUUCAGUGUAAGUAAUCAGGGCAAGCCUAAGACUCAUUCCAGUAAAUUUUUCUUCAAAGUACCUGUGUGUCCCUAUGAGCUGAUUCUGAUUAUCUUUGGUUUCACAUCUGAUAGCUAGUUCAUGUGCAUAUACCAGAAACUGCCUUGUUCUACUCAGGCCUUAGCAGCUUGUAGUCCAGUCAUUGAGGGCACCUCACCUACCUGCUCAUACAUGAGCCAGCCUUGCAUUCGGGCAUAAACAUCCCUUUUUGUAGACAUAAACUGUUCAGCUAAGCUGUACUUGGCUGAUUGCUUUGGAAGAAUGCUCUGAGGUAAGCAUCUUGACAAUGGAUGCCAUAUUCACUCCUUAGGCCCAAUGUACUUGAAAUAUUCCUGCCCCACUGUAGGCAUGAUGAUAGUUCAAACAAAAGGUACCAAGCUGGUAUAUUUGUCGGGAUGAAGGGCAGUUUCCAAGGACUAGCUAAACUGAGUCAUGAGAAGAAUCAUUUUAAAGAAAUGGUUGCUAGUACUUGCAAGAAGGAGUAGACUCUGAAAGGCCUCCAUGCCUUGAAAUACAACAGCCAAAAUCCUAUUGCCAAUUUAUGCUCGCAUAAAGGAAAUUAUGUAAGCUUUCUUAACAAAUUGUCACUUGUUAACAAGGUAAUGAUUGCAGUCCUGGAUGUGUGCUCGGGUAAGUGCCCAGGAAUGCAACCUGCAUCUCUCACUGAGUAGCAGUUUGCUAUGAAGACUUAAUGUGAUUUCCUUUACGCAAGCAUAAGUCAGCAAUAGGAUUCUGCCCAAAAUGUCUUUUAAUCUGCCAACUAUGAAUAUUAUUGGCCUUAUCCUAGUUUACAAAUGCAAACUGGUCACUGUAUCCUGCUUCUGUUCUCCUGAGACUAGAAACUUGCCUCUCAAGAGCCUAGAAUAUUUUCCAUAUCUUUUGAUGGUCCCCCCCCCUUUACUUUUGACCUGGACCUGUUUUGUAAGCAUUUAAUAAAAGUUCUGAGAAACAA
This is a messenger RNA of Pogona vitticeps (central bearded dragon), 3593 nucleotides long. RefSeq names its product lymphocyte specific protein 1 (gene LSP1). Gene Ontology annotation, biological process: muscle contraction; signal transduction. Lineage: Eukaryota; Metazoa; Chordata; Lepidosauria; Squamata; Agamidae. Gene Ontology annotation, molecular function: myosin binding; actin binding; calmodulin binding. The record is from RefSeq and is a predicted model, not a curated record.